Messenger RNA from Eublepharis macularius, 4022 nucleotides. RefSeq names its product WW domain binding protein 2 (gene WBP2). Gene Ontology annotation, biological process: positive regulation of DNA-templated transcription. The record is from RefSeq and is a predicted model, not a curated record. The transcript has 8 exons. Gene Ontology annotation, cellular component: nucleus. Lineage: Eukaryota; Metazoa; Chordata; Lepidosauria; Squamata; Eublepharidae. Gene Ontology annotation, molecular function: transcription coactivator activity; chromatin DNA binding. Bases 64 to 852 code for a protein of 262 amino acids.
GGUACACAUCAGUCUCCUGAGUUCGGCCGGAGCAGGGGAAGGGUCUGGAGCGGCUUCGCGGACAUGGCAUUAAACAGGAACCAUUCGGAGGGGGGCGGAGUUAUCCCCAAUAACAGUGAGAGCGUUUUGAUGACGUAUGAUCACAUUGAAAUAACAUUCCAUGAUAUGGAGCAUAUGCCAGAUGCUUUCAAAGGGACCAAGAAAGGGAGUGUCUUCUUGACCCCGUAUCGUGUUAUCUUUGUGUCUAAAGGAAAGGAUCCAAUGCAGUCUUUCAUGAUACCCUUUUAUUUGAUGAAAGAUUUUGAGAUAAAGCAGCCAGUUUUUGGAGCAAAUUAUAUCAAGGGCUCAGUGAAAGCGGAGGCAGGAGGUGGUUGGGAAGGAUCUGCAACAUUCAAAAUUACAUUCUCAGCUGGAGGUGCCAUUGAAUUUGGACAGCGUAUGCUUCAAGUAGCAUCUCAAGCCUCAAGAGGCGAGGUCCCCAAUGGAGCUUAUGGUUACUCAUACAUGCCAAAUGGAGGUUAUGCCUUUCCACCUCUUGCUGCCAACGGAAUGUACCCUUCUCCUCCCACAGGGUAUCCUUACCCCCCACCACCUCCUGCAGAGUUUUAUCCUGGUCCCCCCGUAGAUGGGGCUAUGGGAUACAUGCAGCCUCCUCCACCUCCCUAUCCUGGGCCCAUGGAGCCACCUGCCUCUGGCCUGGACCUUCCCUCUACUCCAGCAGCUGAAGCCAAGGCUGCAGAAGCUGCGGCAAGUGCAUAUUACAACCCAGGCAAUCCACACAAUGUCUACAUGCCCAUGGACCAGCCUCCUCCUCCUCCUUACUUUCCACCAGAAGACAAGAAAACUCAGUAAACCAGCCACCUCUCAUUGCAUCCUCAUCUCCGUUUGGCUAAAUGUUGAUUAGGAAUAGGACAGUGAUAAGGAGAGUCUAGUCUCUGUCCUGCACAUGUAGCUUCCAUGAGCAGCAGUGGAAGAUGCGUGUGCCAUUGGGAAAGAGAUUUUAAAGUUCCUUGGAUUGUCAUUCACAAACCCGAGAAUUUACUAUUCCCUUCUAUAUGAAUCGUUCUCCUUGCCGACGAAUAACGAAGGGACGAUUUUGUUCUUCCUCUCCUUUGCAUUUAGCUGCCCUGGACAAAGACUUCUUCAAACUGAAAAUUAACCAACAGAUAGUGAAAUGGUAUUGUUGGCACCUUGUUGUGUUGAUCAGCCCUUGCAUGCUGAAGCUUUUGAAGAAAACUGACUCUUUGAUCUAUUGAUCAGUUUCAGUGCAUGAACUCUGCCAUGGUACCAUCAAGGAUAUGCACCGAUCUCCUGACAAGAUCAUCUAAUGGCAUGUACUUAGACGCUGGUUCUAUUACAGUCCCUGGGAUUUUCUGCCACUUCUUCCACAGGAUGCAUAUAUGGUGGCUUUUAUGCAUCAUUAAUUAAUUUUGAACGUUUCUAUCCAGCCACUUCCACAUGUUGAUUAUUUUGUUCCUUGCAGCAACAAAAUGAUGGCUGCCUCUUUCUGGCCAGUAAAGCUUCUGAGCCUCUGUGUUAAACUUCGUAGAUCGGUUGUCUGAACUCCUUCCUAGCAUUUGAACAGGGUUUUCUAAGGAAGAAGGUGGCUCACACAUUUUCAUCUUUUAAAGAACUUAUUUUGGAUUUUCAUCCCAAACAUCCUAUAUAGGAGCAUUUUCCCUUUAGCCACAUGGAGCUCAACAGCCAUCACUUCUCCUUCAGGCAAACAGCAGAUUACCUUACAAUGAUCCUUCAGGUGAUGUCCAAAUUGACUUACAGGGAGACUAUGUAAAGGAGCUCUUGUGAGCCUGUAUUUUCCAUUGUUCUCUCUAGCUGCAAUUUUAAUAUUAGCAAACGCCAUAAACAGUGGGUGACCAGUUAAAUUGUGCUGUGGCCCCUGUUGUUCUUGCGCCAAAUUAUUGGGAGGGAAAAUAGGAAAACUAUUAAGAAUUGGUCUUGUAGUCCUUGGGCACGUGUAUCUGGUUCCCAAAAAUCUCAGAAACCUGUUUGGCUUAGGUUUAUGCACACUGAUCAGAAGUUUCACUACGUGCCCAGGCAGUUGGUGACCCGCUUUCAUUUAAUCAACAUCACUUCCAAUUUAUACGGGAAUAAAAUUAAAACCUGGCUUGUACAUAUUCUCCCAUCUUUUCUUGACAUCUUGUAACCUGGAAUAAUCCAAGUGAUUGAAAUCGCAGCUCUCUGGAAUGCUAACUUACUGAGCCAGUGCAGAAAGCUUGGACUUCCUUCCAAAGUCACUUUGAUGCUGGGUAUCAGGCAUUAAUUGAAAUAGCUCUAAUUUAUUCCAGCAGUAGGCACAUUGCAGUUCUGUUCCACUCAGCAGGGGAUGCCAACUGCUUCCUGUUGUUGUUGUAGAGACAUCCCAAGAGGGGUGGAGGGGGGUAGCAUCAGUUGCCAAGAAUAUGGCAAAGCAGGAUGGCUUAACUGCAUGCCUUUGCAAUGCUUGUUUCUUGCUUCCCUGAUUUAGCUGUGCAUUUCUUUUUUGAGUAACUUUACUGACCUUGUAGGUUUCCAGGGGAUGGAAACGUCCCCAUUUGCAUCGAUAUUGGUAGCGGUUACUGCUGCAUGAUCAAAUGACAGCCCAGUGGGUGAGGGGUUUGAGUUCUGACAGGAUGCAGAUCCAGGGGGUGUUGCAGAGCUGGCACUCAGAGACAUUGUGAAGUAAUGGAAGCUUUCUGAAACUCCAGUGUGCCUGGCAAAGGCAAUCUUUAGUUUGGUUUUCCAAAUGCUUUCUUAGCUGAUCAGUGUUGAUUAUGUGUUCUUUCUCCCCCUGCCACCUCCUCAUGCACUGACUUUUUUCUAGAUUUGCUAAUUAAACUGCAGUGAUAUAAAGAAAUAGUUAUUUUAAAAAUAGUAUGUAUUGGGAGGGGAGAUUGUUAAUAUAUUUAUGCCUGUGAAGCAGUUCUUUUGAAUGCAAGGCUCUCUUUUGAUUUGCUGAGACUGUGAAGUAAAGAUAACAUACAUUGAAAAUAUCUGGCUGUGUGUCUGCAUAUGCGGAGGGGGAGGGCAAGUGUUACUUCCUUCGCAAGCCUUGAGCUGAAAGAGAACAAAGCAUAGAACAAGAGCUUGGGGGUGGAGGGAAAGAGUCCUGAAUCUGCCACUAAUUUUCCACAGUGACCUAGGCUGAGCCACUUAAGUCUGCGAAACCCUUCUCUACAGUGUUAACUUAGAAAAUACCCCACCCUAUUCAAUCCCCCCUGCCAUUGUCGUUCACUGGCUAUUAUCAUUCAUCUUCUUCAGUCACUCCACUCUCCAAGAUAUAAGGACAGAUAGACUCACAUUCUAGCUGUAUCUGAAGAAGCGAGCUGUGGCUCAUAAAAGCUCAUCCCCUACCACUAAUUUUGUUAGUCUCAGAGCUAAGAGCUCCUGUGACAGACUCGGCUUCAGAGGCUGAGAUUUCCAGAAGUGAAAGUAUGAUUGACAUGUUUCCUCCCCCCCACACCAAUGGGGCUAGGUUGAAAUGGCAGUUGGGGAUGGAAUGUUGGGGAAGCUGUCAGUGGGAGUGGGAGAGUAAACAAGAGAGUGAGUUGGAGCCUGGCUUUUGACCAGAGAGGGUCAGUCUGUGAGAGGAAAUAAUGUUUGUGAAGCACUGUUAGUCCUAGGACUGAAGUGGGGAAAACCAGCACUAACUCCUACUUAGACUUGAGAGAUCUGGGAAUUAUUGAGGGCCAAGGAAGUGGGUAGAACGGAGUCUUCCCUUGAGUGCCAGGAACAGGGUUAUAGCUCAUAACUAUAACACCUGCCCAGUAUCUAGGAAGGGUUUGUCUCAGUGGAGCACCUUUAAGUCGAGAGGAGGGAAAGUUGUGCUGUGUUUGUGCUUUGAAAGUAGAGCAUUUGUGAAGCAGUGUCAACCUCUGAAAGAAGCCAGCAACCUAGUGUUAAACCAAGUGUUUGGUGCCUCACACCAGUGAAGUUGCUGUAUAAAAACCUUUCUCUUAUAUCAGUUCAAACAUCUGCCUACCUGCCCUCUGACUUUACCUGCUGUAAAUAAACCUUCAGUUAUG